Molecule: messenger RNA, 710 nt
Organism: Protopterus annectens (West African lungfish)
Lineage: Eukaryota; Metazoa; Chordata; Ceratodontiformes; Protopteridae
Gene: UTP23
Product: UTP23 small subunit processome component
Exons: 4
Coding region: 129-584 (151 amino acids)
Cellular component (GO): nucleolus; small-subunit processome
Molecular function (GO): small ribosomal subunit rRNA binding
Source: RefSeq, a predicted model, not a curated record
GGAAACAGACCUAUACACGCCGGAAGAAACAUUCAGCUAUAUACCACAAACAUGUGCUGGUGAUUCUAGUACUCGCUAUUCACGGGAAUUUUGCUGUUUACAGGAUCUUAGCAUGAAGAACUGUUAAGAUGAAGAUCAAGCGACAGAAGCAUGCAAAGAAGAACAUUGCAUUUUAUAAGUACAAUUUUAGUUUUCGAGAACCAUAUCAGGUUCUGGUUGAUGGAACCUUUUGUCAGGCUGCACUGAAAAAUAAAAUACAAAUCAAGGAGCAGCUGCCUAAGUACUUCAUGGGAGAAGUGCAGUUAUGUACUACCAACUGUGUUUUAAAGGAAUUGGACUCUCUGGGAAAGCAACUAUAUGGAGCAAAGGUCAUUGCCAAAAGGUUUCAGGUUCGAAACUGUGAACAUUUGAAAGCUCCCAUUAAUGCUUCAAAAUGCUUGGCUUCAAUGGUUGAAGGAAAUAAUCCUCAUCAUUAUUUCAUUGCUACACAGGUGAUUACUUGGAGGGUCUGGACAAACAACUGGUCAAAUAGAGCAUCACCUUGUGGCCUAGUGCAAGAUUUUCCAAGGAGCAUUAGGCUUUAAGGAUUGCAGAGUUUUGUACAGUCAAGAAAUUGAUGUACUGCAGUUUGAAAAAAUAGCCAUUUUCACAGUAGCAAGUACUUUUCUACAGUUUCUCACACCUCUAUUAAAUACUAAACAUUUAUGCAA